AUGGAGAGACACUGGACACCUCGCUUCAACGACGGUAGGCCGGAAGGAUCUAACAGUGAGAUAUGCGUGGAAGCACAGCACCCCUGGCUUGCAGACGCAGACAUUUUGUUCUGGGAUCGUCCCGCCAUGCAGUUGCGAGGUCGAUGGAUUUUCAGCUGGGGCUUAGGCUUCGCCGCUUGUGGCUUGCUUGGUGCCUUGAUGCCAGCUGUCCGGCAGCACUUUCUUCGCUUACUGAAGCGCGGCAAACGGCGACGGAGAUGCGACCAUCAGGAGGUGUUGGAUAAGGUUCCGUCAAUACGCUUGCGCUAUGGACUAAGCACGCGGGGGUUUCUUCCCCUUUGUUGCAUGAAGCGGCUUCCCAGUGAAUUUCAAGACUGGGAGAGACUGGCCGAUGAAUUGCCGGAUCUGAAUCGCGCCGGCCGGUUGAAGGAAGCAGUGGAUGGAUUGCCUCGCAUGGACCUUAAAUGCUUCGAGGGCGCAGGAAAAGAGCUGCUGCAGCGGGCAUUUCUGCUUUUGGGUGCACUCGCCCAUUCCUAUUCGCAUGGCCAUGAAGUUCCCUGGCAUCUAGUCGGCGACCGGGGGCGGGGAACCCUCACCAACACCGCACUGAAAUUGUCGAGUUGCUUGCCAGCUCAAUUAGCUGAGCCAUGGCUGGAGGUCUCUUCUCGGUUGGGUGUGCCCCCUGUGCUGACGGCUGCCGCCACAGACCUUUGGAAUUGGCGCUUGCGUGACUCUGCUGGCCCUUUCACGCCCGAGAACCUUGAGCAGGGCAUUUCCUUGACAGGCACCGACACUGAAAGAGCUUUCCAUAUGGUGCCAUGUGCCAUGCAGGCUGCGGCAGCUGAGGUGGUGCCGAAGAUUUUCUUGGCUGACAUCUUGGUGAGGGGUGCGUGUGAUGAACAGCUCGCAAGCCUUCUGCGCGAGGUGGCGGAUGUCCUCCUUGAGUUUCAGCACUUCUUCCGGCAGAUCGCAGGUACUGUGGACAAAGACCUGUUCUAUGACGUUUAUCGGCCAUUGCUCAACGGAUUUCAUCCCAGCGGCCUGAAGAUGGAAGUGUCAGAGGCAGCAGCAGACCUGCUGACGAGGCCCGUGGCCUGUGUAACGAAAGCCAUCGAAGGUGGAGGAUUGCUGAAUAAGAGCAAGGGCCCCAGCGCUGGACAAAGCACCAUUAUCCUUUUGCUGGACAGCUUCUUGGCAAUCUCCCACUCCGAAUCAGGCGUUGCUUUCCAGGAAGAGAUGCUGUCCUACAUGCCUGCAGAGCACCGGCAGAUGGUGUUGGACUUUCGGCAGCGCUGGCGUGACUUGGACUCCCUCCCAAUGGUCAUAGGACAGCGGAAGGUGCAUGAUCUUGAAGAGGCCUAUGGCGAGUGUGUGAAGGCCUUCAGCGGCCUUCGUCGCCUGCACCUUUCCACCGUCACAAGCUACUUGUUGCGAACAAACACCGGAACGGGUGCAACGACUUGGCGAUCGCUCUUGCAGAGCAUGCUUACUGUCCGCUACCCGACAGAAGCUGAAGUCCGGUUCUGCUCUGCUACACAUACGGUCAUGGAGCAGCUUCAGAUUCAGCUUUGGGGUGCUUUUCUCAUCAUCCUCUGGUCCUUCUCGGUGUCGCUGGCCUUCUUCUCAUUCUGCGCCUUCUCAGAGCGCCUGAGAGGGCGCGAGUUGAGUCACGUGCGAGAGCUCCAGGAGUUGCUGGCCCCGAUCUCCAUGGCUACUCCUCAGGCCGUGGAUGAGACACUCAUUGGUCUUCGACUAGCUGCACUGGCUGAGAAAUCAUCCCUGGUCAGAUGUACGCUAAAGCGGCGAGGAUGGACCCAUGGCCUGCCCAAGGGUGCCAUGGCACACCAUGGCUUGGAUGUCUCUGGCAGCGGCCAGCAUGACACUUGCUGGUCGCUGCCAGGGGGAUGUCCGCUGGGCCUUGUGAUGGCGGAUGGGCACGAUGUGCCACAACCAGUGGCUUACAGGGGAAGUGCCGCUCCGGAGCCGAAGCGUCCGAAGACAUUCCGGCCGCAGAAGCCCACCACACAGAGAGCUGUGGAAAAGUCGAGCCUUGCCUCCGUGGGCCCGGAGGAGUCUGUUGGCCACAUGCUCCAUGCAGCUGCGCGGCGCCAGAGUGUUGAGUUUCAAUCAGGCCGUGCGCGAGAUGUCCCACAGACAGCGGAGCGCUUCCACGGCAUGUCCCUGAAGAGCUUCGGGCUGACCUCGAGCCUGGGCGGGGCAGCGCCGCGGAAGAGCAAGGAGCGCAAGGAUGGCAAGUCCAUGGACCUCAUGGACCUCGCCUUCUCCGGAGGCAUGCAGAUGUGGAAUGGCGAGCCGAUGCCCAGUUACGCACCGAUAUCUCUUCCUUAUUUCGAUGUGGAGGAGGAAGGCUCUGGCGCAAUUGUCCAGGACUCCACCGAAAACAAAACGAGGCCGAAGCUCGUCCACAUAGACGAGGCAAACUCGAAGGCUGCAGAGAAGCUGCUCGGGCCCAACCAGGAGCUGCUGGAGGACAGCUACUUUCUGCUGCAGAUGCCGUGUGUCCUGCCGGAGAUGAGCAAGCCAGAAGACGAGCUCUUCCGAGAGGCAGAGGAUGCGGCAUCAGCUGGAUCAGGUGCAACCAUCACCCGCCUGCCAGAUGGCAAGCUGGGAAAGCUUCGUGUUUACAAGUCUGGUAAGGUGAAGAUGGAGAUCGGCGGCAUCUCCUUCUGCGUCGACCAGGGCUGUGAAACCUUCUUCCAGCAGGACCUGGCACUUGUCUGCCCUUUGGCCGGCGAGUUCUUCAACCUGGGGCGUCUAAACAGCAGGAUGGUGCUGACACCAGAUCUCGAUGCAAUCCUGGCGCAAGUUCCCGAGAUGCUUAGCCAAUCAGAGGAGACGCCGGUCCUAGAGCAGGCGCCGAAAAAGGAGCCUGCAGCCGUACCUGCUCAGCUGCCGGUGUUUCCUGCUGCACGCGGGAAGGGGCGUGGAAAAGGUUCUCGCGCCGCUUGGAGGACCGGCUUGACCACGACGAUGCUACUGUGCACCGUGCACACCAACCUGCCAGACGUGGCAGAGCUGCAGGCAGACCUCGCGGUGCUCACCACGGGCUGGCGACAAAGCGCACUGGAAGUCGAUGCGAGUUGCGUGAUGGAGGCAGCGGUGACGGCAGCGUUUGCCUGCCGCCCAUUGCGAGCGCUGGCCCAGCUGCGACUGCGCAUUCACCCUGCUGCAGAGCUGUCGGGGCUUGGAGCCCUCAAGGCAGAAGGUGGGAAGCUCUACCAUGCUUUGAGCGCUGCUGCGAACCAGAUUGCGGAGCUCCGUGCAGAGCACCGGUACGUUCAUUCUCCUCUGAAGCGGAAUGUGAAGGAGCUGUCGCUCCUGGUGAAGAGCCAGGAUAUCCUUUUGCGCGCCCUCACAAGGAAGCAUUCGCCGAGGCGGACGAGCACACUGCAAUCUGUGGCAGAGGAGGAUGAGAGAUCGCAGCGAAGCUCCCAAAGCUCCAGCAACAACACGCCGACCAAGCCGCGGCCGCGUCCCGAGCCGACGACGCCGCCCGCCGAGGAAGCAGAAGCUGCAGCGACACCCCAGUCUCCAGCGCAGUCCAGCGCCGAACCGUUUCCACUCCACGUGGUUAGCAUUCGAAGCAACAGCACUGUCUCGGACGCCAGCCUCGGAGCUCUGAGUGCGCCGCAAUCCGCGACAGGCUCGACGCCCAGGCCCACCAUCUUGGGUCGGGAAUCCCGAGAUUCCAGGACCCGGUCCAGUGAUGCCAGCGAUGUCGCCGACCAGCUUACCACUCUGGUCUGCCGACCGGCCCUUUGCUGGCUUGGGCCGCAGGGCAUAAACGAUAAUUGGACUCAGUCGAUUCCAAAGCGAACUGUGAACUGGGAUUCUCAGCGAAUGGGCCACCGCCGCCGCAGUAGUGCCUGGCCAUUCCUGGCUGCAUCGGUGCUUUUUGGAUCGACUUGCUCACCCCGAACAGCGGUGCCUGCUGGUGGUGGCUUCGUGGAUGCAAGGACGCACGAUUGCAAUCGGCAUGGAUGCGGCGAGGUGCGCUUCAAGCUCGAACGACAGAGGGGGCUUUACCGGAGUUAUCCAUGGGAAGCCUGGGACCCGCUGCCGGGCAGCUGCGCGCGGUCCCCUCGCGUGGGGCGAGUCGUGGUGUCGGGCUGGCCUAGCAGAUUGCCAAGUCAACUGCCGGGUAAAGCUUUGGAGGAAGUUCUUAAAUGCUUAGCAGAAGCGGCGCAGCAUGGCGAGCUACGAGAAGAUGGCGCCGUUCCAGGUGCUCUCCCUGUCCAGCCACGCCUUCGAGAGUUUCAGGAGGCAGCGGCUGGCUCAUCCAAGCUCUCCAAGUUCCUUCUCUCUGAGGAUUUGGGGAGUUCGGCACUUGCGAGAUUGUCGUUUGCUCCGGACGGCUGGCGUAUGACGCAAGCGAACGCGUGUUUCUGUGGCCACAUUUUGACGAUCGGUGUAGGCGAUGGA
Symbiodinium necroappetens is the source of this 4443-nucleotide messenger RNA. Lineage: Eukaryota; Dinophyceae; Suessiales; Symbiodiniaceae. The record is from the annotation of a GenBank genome assembly.